AUGCCCGCCCCUCCCCCCCUCCCCUGGGCCUGUCCCCCUCGCCCUCCCCGCGAUCGGCCCGUGUGCUGUCCGCCGGUGCUCGCCGCGCGCCCUCGCGUGCGUUGCGCAUAGGGGGCGAUCAGCAAAACAACCUUCGAGCUGGGUUCUCCUCGCCCGUGCUUCCAUACUUUACAUGCAGCUCGAGUAAUGCCCCCGGAAUUAUUUCGCUAAUCUCUACAUACUCAUGCUGCUCUUGUAGUACCUGUUCGAGGCGAUCGAGCGACGAUGCGGGAAUCAGUCGAGUUCGGCUUCGUCCAGUCGCGUGCAAUACUCGGCUGUUGAGCUCAAGAAAUUGGUCCUCGAUGCCAGCGAGGGCGUUGUAAGUCAUUGUCACGCGUUCAUCACCCUGACACGUGAAUACGUCGGAUCUCGCGACGCGUCCAGCUCUUUGCAUAUACUCACCUUUUCCUGGUCGCGGCUGUGUCUUGCGUCAUUGCAGGAUGACAAGUCCUCGGCGCACGAUUUCGUCGACACGCUCGAGCGAAUAGUGAACGAGAUCAAAAACACCACCGUGAGUAGUUUGACCUGGAGCCGUCAUUACUCGUGGCACUGACGCAUUUCAUGAUCUUCGAUGGCGAUAGGAGCAUUCGGCAGCGUUCUUGCAAAAGGUCCGCAAGACCGACGUUCCGGACUAUUAUGACAGUACGUCAAUUACCGGAACCUCCGUCAUGGUCGAAGAUUGCUUGCAUGCUCACCUCUCCGGAAUGCAACGCGAAUAGUCAUCAAGCACCCGAUGGAUCUCGCAACAUUGGCCAAGCGCGUCAAGCAACAAAUGUACAGGUCCAAGAAAGCCUUCGCGGACGAGCUUGAUUUGAUCUGGUCUAAUUGCUUGUUGUACAACUCUCAUCCGGUGAGCGCCACUCUGCCACCCGCACUACGGAAGGGGAGUUCUCCAACUGAUCUCAGCACCUUCACUGCCACAGGGACAUCCUCUGCGUCGCUCAGCCGAAAUCCUCCGCGCCAAAUCGAACCAACUCCUCGAGUUUAUCAGCGACCCUGCUCUACCCAUACGGUCACUCUAUGCUCAGACGGUCGCGACUCAGGUCGGUGGAUCUUCUAGUCGGCAUCGUAACAGCGUGAGGGGGACACCCGCUCCUGGCGACGAAGCCGAUGUUGAAGGCGAUGACGGGAGCGAAGCUGGCGCAAGGGCGAGAAGCGUAUCUGUCGCCCUCGGACGGCAUAGCAGUAUUCUGCAAGCCGCCAACGAGCGGCUGCUGAAUGGCGUCAAUGGCGAUGCUCGGGAACGCUCUUCGUCGCCGAUGUCGGGUCCUCAAACGCCGCUGGCGAGCACAUUCGCGCCUCGCAACAAACUGGGUCGAGGCCCGCUCGGUCGAUCACCCUCUCCUACGCCUGAGCCCGAACUGCCUUUCGAGGAACGCCCGGCACUCAUCCGGACAGCACAGGGGAUGCUCGAUUUCGCCUCUCUCGAUGAUGAGCUCUCCCGACUGGACGCUGAACUCGAACGCAACCCGGUCGCAUCGACGUCCAAGUUGAUCUACACAAAUCCAACCUCGCUCGUCGCAAAAGCGUCAAAGACUUCGCUGGUCUCUGAGGCAUCAUCGCACGAUUCCGCUGAAUCGCAAUCCCUUCUAUACAAGCUCGUCCACUCUCUCAACCCUGCCGCAUACCCCUCACCCCCUCCAUCCAUCGCUCCGACGAACGGCGAUUCCAGCUCGUCCGGUGCUACAGGUGAGGCAAGUCCACCCUCCGCCACCACAACCGUCACCUCCCGACCCAACCUCGACGAACCUCCAGAUAGUCUCUGGUGGGAAACCGUUGCUCCGAGUGUCGAGACGGUCAACUGCCUGCACGACGUCGAUAUCCCUUCGACCGCCUCAUUCAAAGCACUUGCGGCUGGUAUGCCCCUUGUUCCUUGGAGACCCGCACCGCCGGAAGCUAAGAAUGGAUGUCGCGUCAAGCGGAGAAAACUCGCCAAGAGUCACGAUUCAGAAGCUCGGGGCGAGAACGGGGUUGCUGAGGUUCCUAAAGCUACGACGAACGGGAAGAAGGUCAGCAAGGUCAAGACGAAUGGGACGGCCCCGAACAAGAACGCCGUCCCAUUGGUCGGACUAGGUCGCAAGAUGCAUCACAAUACGGAAACACUGCGCAAGAUCCGGCGGUUGCACAAGUUCCUUUCGAGUGGGACAAGAACGCCGCCGUCGAUGAUGGAGCUGCGAGCGGAGGGUGACAUCGUCCUUCCCGUCGCGGCCGACCUCUCCGAAUCUGAUAUCGAAGACUCCAAAAGACCGCGAGGCGCGGCGUACCUUGACUCGGGCGUACCGGCGUCGGCAUUCCGCACCGCCGAUGCGCCCAAGGCGGCUCGGCAGAGCAUGGAAUUUGUCACAACAAGGGUGCUCGAGCACGUCGGGUUCGAGAGCUCGAGCUCCAUCGCGCUCGACGUCAUGACCCAUGUCGCUUCCGAGUAUCUUUCGAAUCUGGGCCGCACGAUGAAAUUUUUCGCCGAUCGGUUUGGUGAUAAGAUGUCGACCGAACAGCUGUUGCUGCAUGUCCUCAGUGAGAACGGCGUCGCUUCUCCAUCCGAUUUGCAUGCCUACGUCUCGGACGACAUUGACAAGUACGGUGCGACUCUGGAUGGAUUACACGGCAAGAUGGACAAGGCUCGACGAGAUCAGAUCCAGGCGACCGAAGUCGAGGCGACCGUCGACGAGUCCAAGGUCUUCCUUGAGGAUGAUGAAUUGGCGAUUGGUACUCUAUCAAGCGUGACGGGCGAGGACUUCUUUGGACUCGAAGCUCUGGGCCUCGAUAAGGAGAAUCAUGGUGCGACGCAUCUCUCGAUCCCGUCGCAUCUCUUCAGUGGUCAGGCCGAACCAGUCAAGGAGAUCGAAUACCCACCACCACCGCUCACGAUGUCGGCCAUCUCGGCCUUGCCUCGUCUCUUGCAACCAUACUUUGCUCUCCGAGCCGCGAAUCCCGACUUGGGUCUACAAGAGGAUCACACGCGCUUGCUUCCGGGAUUACCAGGGUUCUUGCCCCGAGCCAAAAUCUCGCCUUUGACUGGCAAGAUCUCGGCCAAGGGGGCGCUCGCUCAAAAGCGCAAAUUGGACGAGUUGAUGGAAGUCGAAGGUCUGCCUUCGCCUACAGUCACGGUCUCGGCUUCAAGCAUCGAUACCAAUUUUAUCACUCAGGCGACAGAUGGAAAGAAGUCCCAGGCUGUGAACGGAUGA
Messenger RNA from Microbotryum saponariae, 3224 nucleotides. Lineage: Eukaryota; Fungi; Basidiomycota; Microbotryomycetes; Microbotryales; Microbotryaceae. The record is from the annotation of a GenBank genome assembly.